Nerophis lumbriciformis (worm pipefish) is the source of this 1011-nucleotide messenger RNA. The record is from RefSeq and is a predicted model, not a curated record. Lineage: Eukaryota; Metazoa; Chordata; Actinopteri; Syngnathiformes; Syngnathidae.
AUGAUGGAAGAUAACGGUGCACAUUUCUUCGAGGGAACCGAGAAACUGUUAGAGUUGUGGUUCUCCCGGCAGGAUGAGACCAAGGGAACCGGGGACCUGCGAACCAUCCCAAGGUUUGAGUGGGACAAACUUUUGGAGAAUGUGCACUGUCUGAUCAUAAGUGUGACAAAGACCGACAAACAGGAAGCUUAUAUACUCAGUGAGAGUAGCAUGUUUGUCUCCAAGAGACGUUUCAUUUUGAAAACAUGUGGAACCACCCUCUUACUGCAAGCACUGGUGCCUCUGCUGGAACUCGCCAGGGAGUACUGCGGUUUUGAUGCCAUCGAGAAUUUCUUCUACUCCCGCAAGAAUUUCAUGAAACCAACCCAUCAAGAGUUCCCUCAUCGAAACUUCCAAGAGGAAGUAGACUUUCUCAGCCAGAUUUUCCCAAAUGGUGCAGCCUACUGUAUGGGACGUUUGAACUCUGACUGCUGGUAUCUGUUUACUCUGGACCUGCCAGAGUACUGGGAGAACAAGUAUGCGGAUCAAACACUGGAAGUUCUGAUGAGUGACCUUGAUCCAGCCAUUAUGGACCAGUUCUACAUGAAAGAUGGUGUUUCUGCAAGUGAUGUCACUCGUAUGAGUGGAAUUUGUGACCUGAUACCAGGUUCAGUGAUAGAUGCCACAUUGUUCAACCCAUGUGGAUACUCGAUGAACGGAAUGAAGACUGACGGUACAUACUGGACCAUUCACAUCACCCCAGAGCCAGAUUUCUCCUACGUUAGCUUCGAGACAAACCUCUCCCAGACAUCGUACGACGACCUCGUCCGGAAGGUGGUGGAUGUGUUCAAGCCAGGAAAAUUUGUGACCACGCUUUUUGUCAAUCAGAGCUCGAAAUGUCGCAGCGUCUUCUCUUCGACCCAAAAACUCGACGGGUUCAAGCGUCUGGACCGCCAGCUGGCUCAAUUCAACGAUUACAAUUUUGUGUUCACAAGUUACGCCAAGAACUGCCAGAAGAAUCAGAAGAGCUGA